CUUCGAAUUGUGCUUCUUCCUCCCCAAGAAAUUUGCUUUAUAUAAGCAACGCUCUCGGGAUUUUUUCCGAUACAAUUUCCCCACGAGGAAGACAUCAAUCGAAUCGACUACGAUUUCUCCGGCGACCAAUCUAAUACAUACGAUUUAUUCCGAUGGGCGGUGGAACGGAAGCUUUUCCAGAUUUAGGAAGCCAUUGCCAAAAAUCCGAUUGCCAUCAGCUCGAUUUCCUCCCCUUUACGUGCAACGCAUGUCACAAGGUGUUUUGUUUAGAACACCGGUUAGCCAAAUCGCACGAGUGUCCGAAACCCGACGCCGGCAGCCGUAAGGUUGUGGUCUGCGAGGCUUGCUCGGCCGCGAUCGAGACGACGGGAUGUUUUGGCGAGGACGAGAAGAAGGUUUUGGAGAGGCACGAGAAGUCCGGCGACUGCGAUCCGAGGAAGAAGAAGAAGCCGACGUGCCCUGUGCGGCGGUGCAAGGAGGUUCUGACGUUCUCCAACACUGCAACGUGCAAGACUUGCCGAGGCCGGGUUUGCUUGAAGCAUAGGUUUCCGGCGGAUCACGCCUGCAACCAGCCGAGAUCGUCUAACAAGUUUUUGGCUCCAAGGAAUGGGAAAGACUGUGGGAUCAAGGUUUCUAUUUCUAGUUCUAGUUCGCAGCCGCCUAGUGUUAAAGCCUGUUGAUUUUAUUCAUGUUUUAUAAUUUGUUACAUCUAUUCUUUCUGGAUCAUUGAAUGAAUGAAUAAAAUUUCAUAA
Molecule: messenger RNA, 752 nt
Organism: Salvia hispanica
Lineage: Eukaryota; Viridiplantae; Streptophyta; Magnoliopsida; Lamiales; Lamiaceae
Gene: PMZ
Product: zinc finger (AN1-like) family protein
Cellular component (GO): cytoplasm
Molecular function (GO): zinc ion binding
Source: RefSeq, a predicted model, not a curated record